Dendrobium catenatum is the source of this 1272-nucleotide messenger RNA. RefSeq names its product tricetin 3',4',5'-O-trimethyltransferase. NCBI's taxonomy places the organism in Eukaryota, Viridiplantae, Streptophyta, Magnoliopsida, Asparagales, Orchidaceae. Bases 59 to 1144 code for a protein of 361 amino acids. The record is from RefSeq and is a predicted model, not a curated record. The transcript is spliced from 4 exons. Gene Ontology annotation, biological process: methylation. Gene Ontology annotation, molecular function: S-adenosylmethionine-dependent methyltransferase activity; O-methyltransferase activity; protein dimerization activity.
CAUCAAAGAAGAACUCACAAAUCUCCUCAGCUCAACAAAUUCACAGUUUCUGCACAAAAUGGGUUCAGAAUCUCAUCAACUUCAAGCAGAAAUCGACGCCUGCAACUACGCCAUAACGCUCUGUAGCUUCUCUGUUCUUCCCAUGACUCUCGCUACCGCCAUAGAACUCGGCCUGUUCAAGCUUCUCUCUGCUGCUGGUCCUGGAGCUCAGCUUUCCGCUGAAGACUUUGUAGCUAAGCUGGCCAAAGAUUCUACAAGCGACCAUGCCGCUUCUAAGCUGGAGAGGCUUCUUCGUGUUCUUGCCAGCCACUCUGUCUUCACCUGCUCCACUGCAACAGACUCCCAUGGCCGCACUGUUCAUCGCUAUGGAGCUUCUCCUGUUUGCAAGUACUUCACUCCAAACGAAGAUGGAGUCUCUUUAGCCUCUCUUGCUAUGAUGAGCAAUGAUUUGGUCACCAUUGAAAGCUGGUAUCAUCUAAAGGAUGCAAUAUUGCAUGGGGGAGUGGCCUUUAACAGAGCUCAUGGUGGACUGAAUGAAUUUGAGUACCAUGCUACAGAUCCAAGAUUCAGCAAAGUUUUCAAUGAGGGAAUGAGAAGCCAUUCUAUAAUAAUCAUGAAGAACAUUCUGAAAAUUUAUGAGGGAUUUGGGGAUGUCAAUGUGCUUGUUGAUGUGUGUGGUGGAACUGGAGGAACACUCAGUAUGAUCACUGCAAAGCAUCCUCAUAUCAAAGGGAUUAACUUUGAUCUCCCUCAUGUUAUUGCUCAAGCACCUCCUUUGCCAGGAGUGGAGCAUGUUGGAGGAGAUGUGUUUGAAAGCAUUCCCAGUGGAGAUGCUUUGUUCUUGAAGUGGGUUCUCCAUGACUGGAAUGAUGAAGACAGCUUGAGAAUUCUGAAGAAUUGCUGGAAAGCAGUUUCAGAGAAUGGAAAGCUGAUAAUUGUAGAUUCCAUUCUGCCUGAAAGUCCAAACUCCACAGCUGCGACACAUUGUAUCUUGCAUGCCGACAUGUUUAUGCUUCUGGAGAGCCCAAGUGGAAGAGAGAGGACAGAGAAAGAGUUCAGAGCUUUGGCCAAACAGUCUGGAUUUUCUGGAUUCAAAGUUCUCUGCAACUUCUCCAAUGCUUGGAUAAUGGAGUUUAGCAAAUAGUUAAGACAUAAAGAUAGUAUGGUUGUUGAGUUUCUUCAAGUGGUUUUUUAUUUUGGAUUUUGUUGAUGUUCCUCUUAAGCUAUAUAUGCUAUGAAAUAAGAAAAUUCAAGAUGUUUUGUGAUGACAUA